GACCUGACUUGAAUCUUGGCCAACCCCCAAAAACUCGGGCUCCCCACAUUUUUAAGCCAACUUUCGUGCAAUAACGACGCCGCCACGGCUCUCCGGCUCUUUUUUUCCUGCUCCCCCUCACACUCUCAUCGGAAUAGAGACGACACAAUCAUCACAAAGCAUAUGAAAAAUGUGUUAUUGAAUCAAAAAAAAAUACGGAAGUCUAUACGAAUCGAUUAAAAAUUCGGAAGAGUGUUCUCAAAAAAUUAGUUUGGCAGGAAAAGUAUAAAUUCUAAAAUCGAUAUAAGAACCCCGUGAGUGUUUAGUGUUCGGAAGAGUGAGAUACAUAGAUACUGAGUAAGCACGCCCGCAACUCAACGCGCAGCAUCCGCAAUCCGUGUUGCAGCCAAAAAGCCGGAGAGUGCAUCCAAAUCGUCACUGGAAACUGGAACUAUCUUUGAGAUAUAUUUUCGCGUCGGAAGACACCACGUCGAGACCUUUGACGCUGUUGAUUUUAAUUGUUGCGGGGCCGCCCAUAGACGCUAGUGAAUUUAAAUAGGAUACCAGAACAGACCAUACCAGAACAGAUUCAGAUUCAGAUCAACACAAACAGAGAGCAUAAUGGUGGACUUCCGCUUCGACAUCAGACCCCUGUUCCCCGAGCCGAUAAUAAAGGUGACAUCGAACCUACUGCCGCACACCUUCCGCGGCGACAGGCGUCAGUGUUUGGAUGCCACCUCGAAGAUGUCGGAGAUCAUUGACAGGUUGGGUCAACUGUCGGCCACCUCGCAGGGCCUCAACAAGCCGGUGACCACCGCCCAACGCUUGCGAAUGUGCGACACCCAGACCAUCUAUUUGCUGGCCGAUACUGAAGCUGGACACAACGGCGCCGUUGCUGGUUUGUUGAAAGUGGGCACCAAGGAUCUGUAUCUGUUCGACGAGACUGGAAAAUCGCGCAAGGUGGAGAAUGCUCCGUCCAUCCUGGACUUUUAUGUCCACGAGACCCGUCAACGGGCCGGCCUGGGAAAGCGUUUGUUCGAGACCAUGCUGCGGGAGGAGCAAUGGUCGCCGGUCAAGUGCUCGGUGGACAGGCCGUCGGAGAAGCUUCUGGGAUUCCUCAAGAAGCACUAUGGUCUGAAGAAUAUCAUUCCGCAGGCGAAUAAUUUCGUGUUAUAUCAGGGCUUCUUCGGUGGUGGUUCUGGAACGCCCUCGGCCAACGGUAAUGGAAACUUGGACGCCCCAUCGCCACACCACACCGGGAACAAUGGUCUGCACAUCACAAACAGUCCUAACACACAGCUCUUUGGUGCUACUUACCUGGGCGAGGAUUCUAACCGGCGUCGUGGCUCCCAGCAACAGAGCGCCUCGACCACCGCCCUGCUCCAGCAGCAGAUAACACAAAUAUCACCGUCCGGACGUUAUGGGGCACCGCGUCCCUCCUGCAGCAUGGCCGAGAUAAUUCAUGCUGGAAGCUCGAAAAACGGCAAGGGUGGCGGUAGCAGUGCAGAAUCCAACAGCGGCAAUGGACAUGACAUUGCAGAGAUUGCCGCCCAGCUGGAGCAACAAACUCUGGCCGAUCUUGAGGCCCAGAGGUAUGAGCCCGAAUUCGAACCGGAGCCAGAGCCGGAGGUAGAGCCAGAACCAGAGCCGGAACCCGAGGUGAUAACACCACCAUCACCGCCGCCAAAGAGCCACACUCCCACUCCGCCAACAGUACGUUCCCCAGAAGUGGCGGAAAGCAUCAUCGGCGAUAACCGUCGGCCACCGGCAUUCCAGCUGAGCAAGCAGCACACGGGCAUGAAGAAUCGCUCCUUUGGCGUAGGCAUGGCGGUGAUGCCCAGCAGCAAGAUGGAAUUCGAUCAGAUGGAGCGCGAGGAUUUCGGUGUGGUGAAAAUCAAUCGUCCCCCAGGACACGAUGUCACCUCGCCCGGUCAGGACAAUACGGAUGCAAUGUCCACCGUGUCCUCCGGUGGAGGUGGAGGCCUCACCGAUCAGGGCUACUACGAUCUCAAGUUCUAUCACAACAAGUUGUGGUAAAGGCAACACAUUCGCAUAUUUUGUACGUCUGGCAUAAGAGAAUAAUUAAAGAAAAUUAAAAUCUAGACUUAAGAAGGUAUUAAUCAAACACUCCUUAAGGGUUCCUGUACUUCAGUUCGAUGAUUUUGAUGUGAGCUUCUUCAGAUUUUUGUUGAUUUGUUCAUUUGUUAAAAGCAACGCACUUCUAGCCACACUACAAUUACAAUUACAAUGUUAACAAUAGAAAAAUGAAUUAUGUAUGUAGAUUAGAUAAUGUCGAUACCCAAUCCAAGUAACCCAAUCCAAGUCUGUAUCUUCCAAUUACAGAAAACGCGAAUAUUUCGAACAAAUCUAUAGUGAAUACAUGCUCUAAAUAGGCACAUCGCCACCAUACCAUCAUAACAAUAAUCAUCAUUCUCUAAAACAUUUAUAGUUUAUAGAUGAGACCCCUUGAAUGCAAAAUUAGA
Molecule: messenger RNA, 2462 nt
Organism: Drosophila bipectinata
Lineage: Eukaryota; Metazoa; Arthropoda; Insecta; Diptera; Drosophilidae
Gene: Atat
Product: alpha-tubulin acetylase
Biological process (GO): alpha-tubulin acetylation
Cellular component (GO): microtubule
Molecular function (GO): tubulin N-acetyltransferase activity
Source: RefSeq, a predicted model, not a curated record